Messenger RNA from Paramecium sonneborni, 2347 nucleotides. Lineage: Eukaryota; Ciliophora; Oligohymenophorea; Peniculida; Parameciidae. The record is from the annotation of a GenBank genome assembly.
AUGUUUACAGAUUUGUCGGUAUACAUAAUAGUAUCAAUAUUCUGUGUCUUAGCCAUGGCUCUAUUUCUAUUUGGAUUUUUAGGAACAGUAAAACUCAAUUGAAUAAUUAUAUAGAAUUUUUCAAUAAAGCAAGAGGAUGAUUAUUAGAAUUUAAUAAUAGAUUAUGGAAACUUGUAUGAUGAAUAAGAGAUAGGUGAAUAAAAUUGGAAAUAAGAAUUACCUGCUUAUAUGGCAACCUAUUUAUAAACAAUAGAAAUAACAAUGAAAGAAUUGUACUUGAAUCAAUUAAUUAUAACAAUAAUAACAAGUGCAGGUUUUUUGUUGAUUAUAGCAGUAUUUAUAUAGUAAAACUAGUUUAGUCUUGGUUAACUCCUUCAGGAACAUUUUGGGGAUUUUUUAUUAGUUUUUUAUGGGGCACAAUAAUAACAUGCAUCAUAGCAUAUUUGAUAAUUUCAGUUAAAAUAGGUACAUUAUUAAAAAUUCCAUUGAAAGCAAACAUAGGAAAGGUGAUAAUAAUUUUUAUAUUUAGGAAGAUGUUUUAAAAUGGAUAUAUGGAAAUGGAUUUUUUACAGCAUUGUUUAUAGGAGGAAUAAUAACUUUGAAUUCUUUAUUUAUCGUAUUGAUUAUGAAAGCAAUGUCAGUUACAUCAACAAAGCCAGAGAAUUAUGCAAUAAUGAUAAGUGGUUUUCCUUUAGGAAUGCUUAUAUCUGGAAUAUAUUUUAGAGAAGGUAUGUCAGUUACUGGAAGAGGAAUAUAAGCAGCCUGUGAUUUAAUGAUAAAAAAAGAAUAAUUUUUUGGUGAUGUAGGAAAUAAUUUAUCAUAUACUACUAAAAUUGCAGCUGGUAUGUCCUCUUUAUUAGCUGAAGUUAAUUUUUUUGAUUCAAUGUUAGUAUUAUCAUUAUUUGUUUCAAUGCCAUCAAUAGUAUUAGUAAAUUCAGUAGAUUAUCAUUAUUCAGAUAAUUUUAUUGGCAAAAUGUUUGGAAUUUAAUUAGUUUUUAUUAUAAGUUGGGUUGGUUAAUUAUUAAUAUCAUUUUUAAGUCAUAUUCUCAAAAAUGAUGAUGCAGUUGCUUUUACUGCAAAUAAUGUAAGAUGUUAAAUUCUAAUGUCAAUAUUUUUAAGUUUAUGUUUUGUAAUAUUUUCCUUAUUAUCAUUACCAAAAGAAUUCGAAUUUGGAGAUAAAGAUCAUAAAUAAAUAUAUAGAGAAAAAGUUUUAAAUAGAGAUUUUAUGGGAUGUGGUUUUAUUGGAAUUGUUGUUUCAGCUAUUCUCAUUAUAUAUUAUGAAUAUCUAACAAGUCAUGGAUAUUAAGUAGCAUAAAAAGUAGCACUUGUUGCAUACAAAGCACCUACUCUUAAUAUUAUAUAAGCAUAUUCUAUAGGAAAUAUUGGAUAAAUUGUACCAGCUCUUUUAAUUGCUCUUUCACUUUUUAUCUCCUAUAAAUUAGCAUCCUUAGUAGGUAUUCUAGGAUUAUUUUUGGGAUAUAUUUUAAACAUUUAUAUAUUGAUGGGAAUAUCAAUGCUUGGUACUUUAUCUGGAGAUGGACUUAAAAUAUCAUUUUUAGCUUAAUUCACUAAUAAUAUUAAAGAUCGUUUACAUUCCAUAACAUGGGCUGCUAAAAACUAUAUUGUUUGGUUAAAAAUUACAAAUGCAGGUGGUCUUACCAUUGCUGCUAUUUUAAUUAUUGGAACUGCUAUAUACUUUACUAAGACAUUUAUUUUGUUACUAAAUGGUUAUAAUCUUUUUGGUUUCUUAAUUGGAUUUGGAUUAGCUUAUUACAAUAAAGGACUUACAAUCUUUAUUGUUAAGACCAUUUGUGAAGAAGCUGUAAAUAUUUUAUAAUUAAACUUAGUUAUAUGAUGAAAAAUCAUUUCAAUUAAGAAAAAAUAAACCAGAUGAAGAAAUUGCUCUUGAAAAUUUUUCAUAUACUUACUUUCCAUUAAAAAACAGACAAGGAAAUUAUUAUGUACUUGUCAAUUUAUUAUCAGUAUCUUUUUCUAUUAAUAAUAGUGUACAAUAGCUGUUUUAUUUACUGGAAUCAUUUUUGGUCACGGAGCUUCUAUUUCAUUGGCUAUUUCAAACUUAUUCAUUAAUGCUAUAAUGAUGUUCCAAUCCAUACUUACUGGAACAGUCUUAAAAAAUGCUUUCAUCUAUAAUUCAUGUAAACUAUAUAUUUCAUAUAUAGAUGAUUAAUAAUAAUAAGAAACUUCAUAAGUAUUGAGUGUCAAUCUGUAUGGAGAUAUUCAAGGAUAAACUAUUGAAGAAAGUUAAAACAUUUAAAAUCCAUAUUAUAUGAUCUACAUUAUGUUAAUCACUUUAGUUGGUAUUGAAUUAUUCAAGCAUGAUUAUUGA